AUGACCAAGCGCCGCCGUACCCCGUCGGUGGACACGCUCGACGUCACGUCCGACACCGACACUGAGGCCACCUCCGCCGGCACUCACGCUGGCGCCCCCACCGCGGUGACCCACAACCACAACAACUUCAACAACUUUUCCGUCAACAUUGACACCGAUGCCAUUCAUCGCGCUAUCGAGCAACAGAAUGCGCUUCUCUCGUCCAUCCAGGCCACCCAAGUCGAGCAUACCGACAUGCAGAACCAGCAUGCCGAAGUGACCAAGUCUGUCCAGGUGGUCCAGGAGCAGCACGGCGAAGCCCAUGCCGAGCACCGCGACGCUCUCGCCGGAAUCAAGCGCACCCUCGACAACCAUGACAAGGCAUUUGACGACCACGGCAAGGCACUUGCCAUUCUGGUCGACUCUCAGAAGAAGCACGACGAGGUCCUUCAGUCCAUUCUCCAGGGGCAGAAGGACCAAACAGACCUCCUUCAGUCCAUUCUCGCCACUCAAAGGACCCUCGCUGAGAAGCUUGACGCCUCUGCCGCCAUCGUCACGGCCACCGUAGCCUCAUCCGAGAACGCCUUCCUUGAGUUCAACAACAAGCUUGAUUCCGUCAUCGCCAAGACCAAUGAUCUCGACACCAGCGUGGCCGCUGUGCGCGCCGACGUCAACAACAAUCUCGAAACGAAGAUCGCUGCGCUCGACAACAAGCUUGAUGACAAGUUUGCGACCGUUGACACCAAGCUCUUCACCGUCGAGGCCGUAAAUGCAAACCUCGGUGCCCGUAUCGAUGCGGUCAAUAGCAAGAUAACCAAAGUCGAUGGCAACGUGGCUGCGCUCAGCCGCACGCUCCCUGCGGUCGAAACUCAGCUCGGUACCAUCAAGACGCAGCUCAAGGCGGUCGAUGCGAACCAAACCUCCCACACGACCUCCCUCGAUCGCAUCAAGACCAAAGUGACAUCCCUCGGUACGAAGACGGACACCAUCGCGGGUGAUACCAUUCACCUCAUCGCGGAAGUCAAGAAGCUCGCCUCUCACACUGGCGACAGCCGCAGCCUUCAAAACUCCGGUGCCUCUACAGUCCACAGCCAUUCUAGAGCUAGCACCACCAAUAGCAACUACUGUGAGGAAUGGAACCGCGACAGUUCGAAGUGCAGCUCUGCCACUUGUCGCCAUGGAAAGCUGCAUCUCUGCCCUCACUGUAUCUCAAAGGGCAGGACGGGAAUUCAUAGGAGCUUGUAUUGCCCUUACUGA
Messenger RNA from Vanrija pseudolonga, 1236 nucleotides. RefSeq lists its product as uncharacterized. The record is from RefSeq and is a predicted model, not a curated record. The coding region runs from base 1 to 1236 and encodes 411 amino acids. The transcript has a single exon. NCBI's taxonomy places the organism in Eukaryota, Fungi, Basidiomycota, Tremellomycetes, Trichosporonales, Trichosporonaceae.